Molecule: messenger RNA, 1066 nt
Organism: Ruditapes philippinarum (Manila clam)
Lineage: Eukaryota; Metazoa; Mollusca; Bivalvia; Venerida; Veneridae
Source: RefSeq, a predicted model, not a curated record
AUAUUCUCCUCUGGUCAGCCGUAGACCUACUACCAGUUACUCAAACCGGCAAGCAUUUUCACCAUCUCCGAGGAUUCAGUCCGCCAAUUCUCGGGUAGCCAUGGCAACGCCGCGAGCUCAAGUCAGUAUGGCGGGCUUUUACGACUGGUCUACGGAAGAUUUCGAUGAAGUGUCAAUGGCAAGUGUGUAUCAGAAAAUAGCCGUCACCCACAAGAAUAAGUACAACAAGGGUAAUAAGAACUGGUGUACUGAUGGAAUUCAUCUGAAUCCUGGGCGAAUGUUUGUCCGGGACAAGGCAGAGCUAACUAAAGGCGAACGUGAAAUAAUAGCAGGUAUUUACAAGAACCGCGGUGAUAUUCAGACUAAAACUAGCCAUGUUUCAGACAUAAAAAGUCAUAAAGAUGCAUGGCUUGUGGGAAAACAUUUCCAGAAGAAGAAUAAUUACUCUGCGAAUGAUUGUGAAAGGUGUUCUGUUAAAAUCCCGGAUCAUUUGUUCAGUAGGAAAGACGGUCAGAAUAAAACGUAUGUACCUCCUCCAGAUCCCUACCUGUGUGAUUCGUGUAAAGAAGACUGUUUACUAGUUGGUCCUCUCUCAGAGAGACAAACUGUAAUAGAGAGACAAACUGUAAAGAAGGAGGGCUCUGGCAGAAAAGCCCCGCCCUCUUCUCCGAACAGCACGCCCAUAUAUUCUCGAAAACAACCACCAAAAGUUCCAAAGACAAAGGCGGGAGAAGGCGCGGUUUUAAUAGAAUCAAGUAAAACAUUUUAUGAUCCUUAUGAAGGGUCUAAGAAAAAGAAAGUGUUUGUAGACGUGUUUCUUCCUAAGUUUCAAACUCCAAAUCUUUCAGAAGAACAGACAAGUUUGUAUACUGAUAUAGGAACAGAUCUAGAGAACAAGUUAAAUUUAGAUAAAGUCAAUGAUAAAGAAUCUGACAAUUUUGAUGAAGGUUAUUCUAGUCAAGACAGAUCGUUGAAGAGUAGACAUAGACUAUUUUCUUCACCGGCACCAUGUACAGCAAGACAGUCAUCCGCCGGCGAGUAGAGUUCAACGGUAGAUCCCCAAAAA